Molecule: messenger RNA, 1071 nt
Organism: Nicotiana attenuata
Lineage: Eukaryota; Viridiplantae; Streptophyta; Magnoliopsida; Solanales; Solanaceae
Product: agamous-like MADS-box protein AGL9 homolog
Exons: 8
Coding region: 141-866 (241 amino acids)
Biological process (GO): positive regulation of transcription by RNA polymerase II
Cellular component (GO): nucleus
Molecular function (GO): RNA polymerase II cis-regulatory region sequence-specific DNA binding; DNA-binding transcription factor activity, RNA polymerase II-specific; protein dimerization activity
Source: RefSeq, a predicted model, not a curated record
GUUAUGUCUAUAUAUACAUAAUAGAUAUGUAUCUAUUAUUGCAUGUAUGUAUAAAAAGAUAGAUACAAAGAAAGGUCUGAGAACAAAAAGGGGUUUUGUGCUUUUGUGAGUUAGAGUUGUUGGGAAGAGAAGAAAAAAAAAUGGGAAGGGGUAGGGUUGAGCUUAAGAGAAUAGAGAACAAGAUCAACAGGCAAGUGACCUUCGCUAAGAGAAGAAAUGGACUCUUGAAAAAAGCUUAUGAGCUUUCUGUUCUUUGUGAUGCUGAGGUUGCUCUCAUCAUCUUCUCCAAUAGGGGGAAACUGUACGAGUUCUGCAGUAGCUCUAGCAUGCUCAAGACAUUAGAGAGGUACCAGAAGUGCAACUACGGAGCACCAGAGACCAAUAUAUCCACACGAGAAGCACUGGAAAUAAGUAGCCAACAAGAGUACUUGAAGCUUAAAGCACGUUACGAAGCAUUACAGCGAUCACAGAGGAAUCUUCUUGGUGAAGAUCUUGGCCCUUUGAAUAGCAAGGAACUUGAAUCACUUGAGAGGCAGCUUGAUAUGUCACUGAAACAGAUUCGAUCAACUCGGACUCAAUUAAUGUUGGAUCAACUUACAGAUCUUCAGAGAAAGGAACAUGCAUUAAACGAAGCAAACAGAACCUUGAAACAAAGGUUGAUGGAAGGAAGCCAACUAAAUCUGCAGUGGCAGCAAAAUGCACAAGAUGUGGGCUACGGCCGGCAGACAACUCAAACUCAGGGCGAUGGCUUUUUUCAUCCUUUGGAAUGUGAACCCACUUUGCAAAUUGGGUAUCAGAAUGAUCCAAUAACAGUAGGAGGAGCAGGGCCUAGUGUGAAUAACUACAUGGCUGGCUGGUUGCCUUGAAAUUAAGCUCAUUUCUGAUAAGAUUGAUUAUAUAAACAUAUGCUCAAUGUUUUUCCUGUCAUAAACACUCUCCUAAUUUGUGUUAUAUGUUGUUUGCCGAAUUCUGGACUAAUUUGGGAUCCAUAAGACAGACCCGUUAUUGUUACUUAAUCAUAAACUAGAUUUCCCUUAGUGCUUAAUCACUAAAGGUUAUUACUUUCCUCCA